AUGUCAGAACAAGAGGAGUCAAUUGAAUCAUCAUCAUCAUCAUCAAACAAUAUCAAUGGUCAAUCGAUACCAUCGUUUGCCGACUUUAAGAUCACCAUCUCAAUACCACCAGACAAUCCUCCAAUCUCUCAAGUCGAUCAGUCAGGUCUAGAAUACCAUGCUGUCCAACCAAACAGCGAGGGACGUUUCGUUCAAGUAUUGAACCAGAUCAAACAACAGGAGUACCUUCAAUCACUGAUCGACAAGAAGAAAGUGAAUAAGGAUGAGUCAAAGGAUGAGGCUGACUCUCUACAGGCUGCUGCCAACCCAAUGGCAGAGUUCACCGAUCAUAUGAACUUGGCUCGCAUUGAACUCGAACAAAUGAUCUUCUUGAUCGAUAUGAUCAGAACAGAGAAGCACAUCACACUGGCCAGCACUGACAAGCCACCUCCAUCAGAGAAUCGUGAACUAUGUGAGACUGUACAAAAGGUCUCUUUAAAGCAAAAGGCAUUGAGUGAUAUGGCCAAUAGACUUACACAAGGAGCAGCUAGGAUGAAAUCAACUGUUGCCACGGCAUCAUCAUGGUGGGGCGAUGUAUCUACACUACGAUCAAAGUGGAGACUGAAAGGAAAGGAAUCUGCUGGCUCAAUGAUGGCCCCACUUGGCGCUAUUAAGAGCAACAGCAAGCGACUAUCCAUUGACUAUGGAUCAUAUACAUCUGGAUCAUUUGUCGAACAAACCGAGGCAGACCUAUCACGAAAUGCUAAGGGAGAGAUCAGUAUAUCAUUCCCAAACCUGUCGACACAGUCUGCGAUCAACAAGCGACUGUAUAUCAAGGUCAAAGCAAGAGACUCAAAGACAUUCUCCAACAACUCUAGUCAAAGUAUAGUUCGAUUGCCAGCGACAGAUCACAGCAAGUCAUACCGUGAGUUUGAACAGCUGCUUCAGCGCAUUGACACAUUGUCUGUGGAUGAGGCACGCAAGCUAUCCUUCCUCAAGUGUUCCAACCUGUUGAACAAGGCGCAAAAGUAUCAAUUCCACUCUGAACUGUUCGAGGCCUUGGCAAAGGAAGCUGCACUGGGAACAACUGGAGAGAUCGUUAUGCAGACAGAGAAGGAGAUUAGGAUAGAUUGUGGUGGAUUGAACCUUUAUGUUGGCAUGGAAUCAAGGAGUGAUGCUGGUGGUGUAGAUGAUGAUACUGAUGAAUCAAUGGAUACAGACAAGGCAACUCCAACCACAACAACAACACCAUCCAAUAAGCUACAACUGGGUGGCAAAUGUGUAUAUAAUGGACAGACAUCCGCAGCAUCAUCAGGUGUUAACCCCGAUGACGUUAACAACCGACUUCUCUUUGUUGUGAAGAUGGCACUGAAGAAGAUGUCAACACUUCAACUUAGACGAUCACAGAAACAAUUGCUGCUCAAUCCCAACAAUCGCAAUCCAAAGAUUGUAUUUGGAAGGAAACACACAAGCUCCUUCAACGACGAUCUGAUCUCAAAGACAGCAUCCAUUCUUCGACACUUGGACAUGUUCCUCCGAGUGUCCACUGUGAUUGACAUCAUCGAGCAGCGUCUACCAGUCAGGGCCAAGUACAUAUCAGCUGGCUCACUGUCCUCAUCGCUCAUCGUGCUCAGUCUGAUCAAGAGUGCACAGCUGUCUCGAGCCAUGGUUGCAAUCGAGGUCGAGGUCAAUCAGAACCAGGUGAUGGUGGUCCAAGGCCAGUCCAAGUCGACCAUCAAUGAUGAGAAGCUGGUAGGAUGCUUCAUUGUAAAUUUGAUACAGAGCUACUUUGUUGAGGAGAUGUCCGUCUCUGGCAGCACUCUAUUGGAGAUAUCAGCAUCAUCAGCGUUGGCACUCUCCACCUCUUCUUCUUCUUCGUCAAACAAGACAUUGACAUCAACAAAGAAGAAGCACAAAGGAAUGAAUGGAUAUAUGAGCAAGCAAAUAACAAAUAACUCUCCUGCUCAUAAGCAUGAUGUAGAACACAACAACAACAACAACCGAAGGUAG
This is a messenger RNA of Acytostelium subglobosum LB1, 1989 nucleotides long. RefSeq lists its product as hypothetical. Gene Ontology annotation, molecular function: transcription coregulator activity. The coding region runs from base 1 to 1989 and encodes 662 amino acids. Gene Ontology annotation, biological process: regulation of transcription by RNA polymerase II. The transcript is spliced from 6 exons. Lineage: Eukaryota; Evosea; Eumycetozoa; Acytosteliales; Acytosteliaceae. The record is from RefSeq and is a predicted model, not a curated record. Gene Ontology annotation, cellular component: mediator complex; core mediator complex.